Paramuricea clavata is the source of this 3127-nucleotide messenger RNA. The record is from the annotation of a GenBank genome assembly. NCBI's taxonomy places the organism in Eukaryota, Metazoa, Cnidaria, Anthozoa, Malacalcyonacea, Plexauridae.
AUGCUGAAUGACGAAGCCCAAUGUAGUGACGGUGUUUGCUGUAGUAACUGCCAGGUAAGGAAUGAAUAUCCUGUUGUAUGCACUGAUUAUAAUUAGGUAUGAAGAAUCUUGUAUUAGAAAAGGAAUAAUAUGGCAUGAAACUUGUGCAAAGAGCGAUCUUAACUUGUAUCAGGUCUUUGAUUUAUAGCCGCGUAGUAUAGCUAACCAAGCGGACCUGUAAACAUAGUUGAUUAUUACUCAUUAUUAUUAUUAUAUUAUUCUUAACUUUAAAGCAACGUUUUGGUUUUGACUCCAGACUAACUGUAAAAUGGCCGUCUUCAAAUUUGGUUAAUCGAUUGAUAUUUUUUUUCAGUUUAUCUCGAGAGGUGCAGUUUGUCGUGAAGCUGUAAACUCGUGCGAUGUUCCGGAGUAUUGUAAUGGAGCCAGUGAAGUGGUGUGUGUUAUAAUGUAUUUUGAUAGUUUAUGCGGGAUAGUCAAGAAAAGUUUAACAGAUAUGAUUUUAGAACGAACCGGAAUAGACAUUUUUUUCUAAUGACGUCAAAAGCGGCUAAACACGUCUGCUCCCGCUGUCCCCUAAAUACAACGUUGAACGACAAUUUGCAAUGCCGAGCCAAUCAAUUAUAUCAUUUGCAAUUGCGAUAUUGUCCUGUGUAACAUCGCAUUAUAUGUUUGUUCGCGCUUCAUGUCAGUAGGCUGUCCUCAGUAUGGCACUCGCGCGAGUGACUUCGUCGCUCGCGCUCGCAGCUCGCGUUUCGUUCGAGGCCGACUUGUGGCAAGUCUAUAUGGCAUAUAGCGACAGUAACUGUCAUUUGGUGAAAAAUGAAAUUAGUUUCAUAUCUGAAUGCCCCAAUCACUGGCAGCCACCGAGAAUUGAACCCCAGGGGGGAACCCCAGCGCUAACCCUUGGUUAAAAUUUAACUCGCUGUUUUGGUUUGAACAUUUGUGCACGUCUGAUUAUUUCAAAAUUUCAGAGAAGUAAACGUCUAUCAAUACAGACAAGAUUUCUGAAGAGACAUUCCGUAUUUAUAAACAAGCCGUUAAGAAGUUUCUUUGAAUUUCAGCUAACCUAGGGUUAAGGUAAAUGGCCCAACAUACCAGCAUUAAGUUUCUAUUCUUUGUGAUAUUUCAGUGUCCUGCUGAUCUGGUAACGGUGAAUGGCAUAUCCUGUGAUAAUAAUCAGGUCGGAAACACAGCUUAUAUCCUUUGUCUUGCCUAAGUUAGACCUUUAUAUAUUGAUGCAUGCGUUACGGGGCACCAGAUGGUGUAACUGUUAUUUUCAAUUACCUAUAACUUUUGUAUUUUUUUCUUCUCUAGGGAUAUUGUCGCGAAGGAGAAUGUAGAGCUCAAGAUGACCAAUGUGAUGAACUGUGGAGCGGCGGUAUAUAUCUGGUUUAGUUUUCUAACAUUAGAUUCUUUUUAAACUUCGUAAUCGGUGGGCAUGAACAAUCGUGGGAUUUUCAAAACAACAGUACGAUCUCUGGAUCGUGACUGGUUGACACUACUGUUAUGCCAGGUUUUAUGAUGAUCUUGUUGUUUGUCUUCAAAAUUUUGUUGUGCACUUGCAUCUAGGUGCUUUCAAAGCGAAUGAUUCUUGUUACCAACAUGUAAACACACGUGGUGAUCAACAUGGUUACUGCAAAAAACUUAACGAAACUACAUAUAUGGCUUGCCAACCUAAGUAAGUUGCUAUACUGUUGAAUCCACCGCUUAAGGAGAGGGGUGCGGGAUGGGAAAAAUACUACUCUUUGGAAGAUUGUGAAAAUGUUGGUAAUUAUAGAUGACAUCAAAGCUAUUUGUAUAACCGUUCCCAUGACAUAUUCAGAACACUGUAAUAUUUUCAGGGACGUUCAGUGUGGCAAAUUAAUGUGUGUUGGUAACAGCACGAUAACACCAAAGAAUCUUGGUUAUGGUUGGAGAAGUAGUACUGUUAAUUUACUUAUAAACGGUGUAUUAAUUACUUGUCGGUAAGUUCAAAAAUGUUUAUUUACAAGUAACUGUCGAAAUUCAUGUAAGCGAACACUCUCAGGACUGAAUGUCGGCUUACGGGAGGUUUCCCCUUAUGAGAGGUUCGUCAAUAUCUCAUGUUGUUAACCUUCAAUUGAUCCACCCAAAGUAUUUAAACACAGCAUCUGAUUAAUAGUAAUACAAUAUAUGCUGUACACUUACAGGUCUGCAAUGAUCUUUCAGGAAGAGGGUUUACCAGAAUUGGGUACCGUCUUAGAUGGGACAAAAUGUGGAAACGAAAUGGUUAGCAUCUCCUUUCUAAAAAGAUAGUGGAUUUCAAUUCAAUGCAUGUUACCAAGCAGUGGACACACAAAAAAGCCAGAAAAUUAAUUAAUCAAAUCGCCCUUUUCUAUCCAUUCGAAAAUAAAUUCAAGACUAGUGAGCAUAUUGAAAAUAAUUAAAAUUAUUGUCUCACUGUAAGAGCUGUAAAUUCACCAUCAACUGCUGCACGAAAGUGCGUAGGGAAGCAGACGUACAUAUUGUCAUUUCUGAACAGCAUCCACUUUACUUGUUGGCAUUUCUAUUCAGGUUUGUCAAAACAAUACGUGUGUGUCACUUUCAGUUGCCAAUGCUGGACAACCAACAUGUGCGAAUGACUGCAGCGGAAAUGGGGUAAGUUUUUUAAACAUUAUCUUAUCUCCCUGAUGGUGGGAAUAGGUUAUUUGACUCUCAUGUUCACUUUCAACAGGUCUGUAAUGAGAACGGCAACUGUCACUGUACUCCAGGAUGGAAAUGUCCAGAUUGUUCGCAAGCGUACGAUGGUCCAGGUGGAAGCAUCGACAGUGGUCUCAAUUGUGAGGCUGUUAAUGCAACAACAGCGGCAACAACAACCCCAGCAACAACAACUGAAGCAGAAACAACAACUGAAGAAACAACAACUGAAGCAGAACCAACAACUGAAGAAACAACAACUGAAGCAACAACAACUGAAGCAACAACAACUGAAGUAAUAACAACUGAAGCAACGACAACUCAAGCUCCAGGUAUGUUUUCGAUCAUCACAUAUUCUUUUUAUUUCUAUAUCUUCUUUGCAGAUAUUGAUAAAUGUUUCAACAUAUGUCAUACCAAUGCUACCUGUAAUGUCUACAUGGCUUUUUUUGACUGUGAAUGUAAUGUUGGAUAA